UUCGCAGAAUAUUUAUCUCCGAUUCGAUUAAUUUCUAUUGACAACUACUCGUUCGGACAGUCUGGAAUUCAAAGUGACACCAUAACUGUGAAUAAAGCACAAAAUAAAAUAAAAACUCGGGGACUCUUUAAUCCUUGCAGGCGGUGCCCAAAAUCCAGGAUGGAGACAGGAUCAAUACGGUUACUGUUUGUCAUCUACAUCGUGUAUCUAUUGCUCAAAAUAACGUUUGGAUAUGUAUGGACCAUGCUUGAGGGAUCCCUUGCUUUGGGCGCAUUGGGUUAUGCGCUUUCGCUUUGGAUCCCGAGAAAAGGACAAUGCUUUUGGAAUCAGGAUGGGCCUAUGUUGAAAUUGCGGACAUGGAUUUGCUACUUUCACCUUUGGCUCAACCCGUUCGAAACCGACAAACUCGCCAGGCCCUCGUUGGAUGGGGCGACGUUGGAGGAAAUGGGCAUCUUGCCAUCCAAACAUGAGCUCAAACUUGAGCAAACCAGACCCCAUGAGAGUCUUGAUCAAGGAUACGAGGAUUCGGUAGAGUUUUGGGCACGUAAUGAGGAUGGCUCAAUUCUGGCUAUCAAAGUGGGACUUCGAGCAGACCGUCGUGCCGAAGCUUGGUUCUCAUGGAAAGAAGGGGCGGGAGGUCAGAUAUAUGAACUAGCUCAAGGAACCAGUUACAAGAAUGUGGAAACGUCAUCACCCAAUUCUUACAAAGCUGGUGGUCUCAACUUGACCGUUUUGGAACCAUUUCGAAGAUGGAGAAUUAUUUUUAAUGGAAUCUUACGCCGGGCCGAUGGGACUCUAUUCCAUUGCAAAUUGAACGCCAUUUGGGCAGCCAUAGACCGUCCAAUUCAAAAUAAGCAAGAAGGGGACCCGUGGAUUUUGGCCCAGGCGGCAGCCGCCUUGAAAUUAGACACCGUUUCAAGCAUUGUGUCCUUGAGACAAAGAGUCCUCUCGGGCAUUGAUCAAUAUGGUUCCGUUAGGGGAAUAAUGAGUAUUAGUAACGAGUCUGAUGAAACAGUGAAGGAGGUGGAAAUCCAAGUUGGAGGAUUGAAGACGAAAGACUAUGCUCCUUAUUCCGUAAAACAGAGGGUAACUCUACAAGGAUCUACAGAGACAGGUUUUGGCUUUUCUAUCACCGUCCAAAGUAUGGAAGGGAUCACAAUAACCACGGGCCACUUGCUCAUUCCCGGAACCACUGUGGUCCACAUUGAUGAGUUCGAGGAGCCAGACGUCAGAUAUCUUCAAGCUGCCUUACAGAGAGAUGACUUUGAACCUAAAAGCAUGUUCAUCAGGUUUAAAGCUGAUGCAAGAUGGUUCAAUGUUGGAAUCACUUUUAUUCCAAAUCCUUUUGUUCAAAAUCAAAAUGGAUCAACUCUCGUUCAUGCCAUGGACAUCACCUUUAACUGCGUUCGAGGUCGAGGAAUGGCUGUGUUCCACUCCCCUAUAAGCGAUGUCGCGUCUGAUGAGCCCAACAAUGAAUCGGUUGUUCCACUUCUGGUUCCAAAUCCAAUUGACAUCAAUUUGCAAGAGAUUCCCGUCAUAGCUACACUUCGUUCCGACAUUUGUGGCCACACUUCAAUUUGUGGUGGGAAAGGAGCCAGUCUUGGACUCAUGCUUCAAGGAGAUCCUGCCUCUUGGGGUGAGAACGUCCACGUUCCCGAUGGCCUUUGCGUUACCACUGAAGGCUGGAGAGCUCAGCUUCACGAAAACCCGCGGUGGAAAGACAAAAUCCAAGACAUUGCGGCGUGUCUGGUUCAGGAACAGUUCGAUGAGAAGGUUCUCUCUCAACUUCAAGUGCAUUGUGACGAACUUCAUGAACUGAUCAAAAAUGGACGGGUCACGGAAAAUGUUACUUCAGCAAUCUGCCAAGGGUUGAAAUCAAUUUUUGGAGAUGACUGGACUUCCGGCCGACGAUUUGCUGUUCGAUCGUCCGCUUUGGGGGAGGACUCUGAAGAUCUCUCGGCUGCCGGACAAAAUGAUACUGUUUUAGGCUGUCGGGGGCGAGAUGCCAUCGAGAAAGCCUUGCUUCAAUGCUGGGGAUCCCUUUAUUCCUUUCAAUCCAUCCAAUACAGGAGACAAAACAGUCAACCUAUUGAAACCCCCAUGGGUGUGGUGAUCCAGGAAAUGGUCGAGGCUGAUGCCGCCGGGGUCAUGUUUUCACGAGACCCUACCACUGGAAAUCCCAGUCAUAUUGUCAUCACUGCGAAUUAUGGUUUGGGCGAGAGUGUCGUCUCGUCCAUCAGUGAGCCCGAUACGAUUCGGGUGAGUUACCACCCGUGGGAAAAGGAUCUUUCAAACCAAUUCAAAGUUCAUGGGAUUGACAUUGGAUCAAAGCAUUCCAAGAUUGUUAUGGUCCAAGAAGGUGAAACAUGUGAAUCGAGUGUGAGUGAAGCUGAAUCCAAAAUAGCUUGUUUGAAAACGGAAAUUGUCCUUAAACUGGCUCGAUUAGCCAUAAAGAUAGAGGAUCGCUUUGGAGGUCCAAGGGACAUCGAAUUCGCAGUCAAAGGGGACAAUAUCUUCCUGCUUCAAUCACGUCCCAUCACUUCACUCUUGACUUGGACGGAUUAUGAACUGCUUCACGAAUUUGAUUGCGGUGCUUUAAGCAGAAGUGAUGUCCUUACCAAGGCAAAUGUAGGGGAAGUUCUUCCAGGGGCCUUAACAGUCUUAACAAGUUCAAUCCUGACAAAGGUUAUGGAUUUAGUCAUUCAAAACUCGCAAUCUUCUUCGAUGGGUUCAAAGAUGUCAUAUUCUCCUUAUUUGAUGAGGUUUACACUAAUUUCGCAUCAACAAGUAUUCUUCAACUACCUCGAUGGAUGCUUACCCACGAUUGUCGAACCCAAAAAGAACAUAGGCCAUAAAGCACUGGAUGUAUCAGUGUUCGGUCACGAAGUGACCACACAAAGAUACGUGGACAUGGCCAUUGAUCGCAGAGGAAUCUUGACCAAAAUGGAAAACUUCAAGAUGGGGCUGUCUCUGGGCAAGAAUCUGCUAAAAAGCAUGCUACACAAAACCUUUCCAAGCCUGGGAUCUUACGAAUUUUGGCCGGCUCUCGUCAAUAUUUCCGAAGACAUGACUCCAAUGGAAGCCUUUGUUGAAUUCCAAAAAGUCCUCUUGGGCCCGAUGCCGGCGGCAACGAAAAAUCAUAUUGAUGUAAGUCAAAACUCUACCCUCUUUCAAUUGAUUCUUUUCAUGACCUUGACGGACAACUCGAGUGAAUGGACCAUGGAUACUUAUUCAGAUGCCACGAGUUUAUUGGUAUGCGAUGAUGUAGAAGUCGAGUCAGCAGGAGUUCCUAAGGAUUUGAGGUCGCUAUCCCAAGCUAUUGCUCAAAAUGCUCAUGCCAAAGACUUUGUCGAUUGUUCUGAUACGCAGGAUGCAGAAAAAUGGAUGCGUUCGAACGAAGAUCCACAAAUUGGGGUCGCAUUUGAACAAAUCUUAAGCAAGUUUCAUUGCCGUUGUUUACGCGAGUUUGAGUUGAAUGUCCAGCCUUGGGGCGAGGAUUGCACCCCUUUGGUAAGGACAAUAAAAGCCAUGGUGGAACAAAACCUCGAAGCAAAAGUUGUUAAAAACGUAAGUGCGCAUACCCCAAAGAAAAGUUUGGAUCAAAAGUUGGACGAUUUGAGUCAAAAGCUGUCACCAAAGGCCAGGCGAGUGUUGAAGUUUAUUGUGCCAUAUGCCAAUGGAUCUCAAGCUUCACGAGAAAAAUGCAAGGCAGUGUUGAUUCGGCACGUUCAUGAAACCCGAAAAGCAUCGAGGCAACUGGCUCGGAUCUUGAGGCAAAAAGGAUUCCUCCCCAAUGAGUCACUCAUUUUCCACUUGACCCUGUAUGAAAUCCAAGACCUCGUAGCAACUAGAUCACCAGGACUGAUUCAAAAGGCUAUUCGACGAGAAAAGCUAUUUCCUCUUUGGAACGAAAACCAGUUUCCAGAAAUUAAUGAGGGGCCUCCUAUUCCAAUUCAGCCAAGAUCUACAUCUCCAGAGGCCAACAGAGAGGUAGUGGAUCGUAUCAAAGGAACCCCAGCUUGUCGUGGAAAGUAUGUUGGCACAGCCAGGGUCGUCGUUAAAUUGACCGAUGCAAAGCUUAUCCAAAAGGGUGAUAUCCUCGUGACAGUGUCAACAGAUAUUGGAUGGAGUCCUUAUUUUCCAUUACUAGGAGGAGUGGUGACUGAACUGGGAGGCUUAAUAUCCCACGGAGCUGUUGUGGCUAGAGAGUAUGGUUUACCCUGCAUAGUAGGGGCGCAAGGGGCAACCAAGGCUUUUCAAAGUGGUAAUCAAUUGGAAAUUGAUGCAAGUGUUGGAGUCAUUUCAAAGCUGACGGAACAAGGAUCCACUUCAACUACUUGAUGCAUUUCAGCCUCAAAAAUUAACACAAAAUGUCCAAAACAUAUGACCCUAAACCCAAGUCAUUAAAAAAUGAUUAAUAAAAGAAACUAAUUAACUAGUA
Messenger RNA from Tigriopus californicus, 4441 nucleotides. RefSeq lists its product as uncharacterized. The coding region runs from base 160 to 4341 and encodes 1393 amino acids. The transcript has 27 exons. Gene Ontology annotation, biological process: phosphorylation. NCBI's taxonomy places the organism in Eukaryota, Metazoa, Arthropoda, Copepoda, Harpacticoida, Harpacticidae. Gene Ontology annotation, molecular function: kinase activity; ATP binding. The record is from RefSeq and is a predicted model, not a curated record.